AUCAGAACGUACAAUUUCAACAAUAACUUUGGAUAACGUGCAUAAACUCAAAUGUCUCAAAUUCUAUCAUAUUAUGAUUAAUGGGUUUUUCGAGAUGCCUUAUAGACAGAUAGUGGAAUAAUCUUUACAUCAUUUUUUUACUUUUGAAAAAUGAAAAUACAAUUUCAAUGGUUUUCAAUGGUUAUAAUUAAGAAAAACUAUUUAGAACCAUCUUUAAUUGGGCCAAGCCUUUAGACCCAAAAAUUUUCAUCUUAAGUUUAGCUUAUAGCCCAACCCAAGCUAGUACUAGUUUUUUUUUUUUUUUUUUUUUUUUGAGAGAGCAGUACUAGUUUAAACCAGAGAGUGGUAAAUGCCGCCAAUUUAGAAGCAACCCAUGAAUGAUUAAUGACUAUGAAGCGCGAAAUAGCAAAGCUAGUUUCUGAUGGGUUCUUCAAAGAAGCCAUUUCUUUAUAUUCUCAAUGCCACUCAGCCUCACUCCCUCCUAACAAAUUCACCUUCCCACCACUCCUCAAAGCCUGUGCCAAGCUCAAAUCACUUCCACAGGGCCAAAUCCUCCAUACCCAUCUCAUCAAAACCGGUUUUUCUUCACAUGUUUACGCAGCCACUUCUCUCACUGACAUGUACAUGAAGCUGCAUCUCUUACAUGAUGCACUCAAAGUGUUCGAUGAAAUGCCUGAGAGAAACCCAACUUCAUUCAAUGCUGUAAUUUCGGGGUUUUUGCAAAAUGGGUAUUCUAGAGAAGCAUUCUCGGUGUUCAAACAAGUGGGGUUUGGAACGUUCAGGCCAAAUUCGGAGACUAUAUCUUGUUUGUUGUUGGCAUGUGAAAGUGUUCGACAUGGCAUGGAAAUGCAUUGCUGGGCGAUAAAGUUGGGGGUUGAGACAGAGGUUUAUGUUGCAACGUCAAUUGUGACUAUGUAUUCGAAUUACGAAGAGUUGGUUUCAGCUACAAAGGUGUUUGAAGGAACACGUAAUAAGAGUGUAGUAAGCUAUAAUGCUUUUAUUUCGGGGCUUUUGCAGAAUGGUGUUCCGCAAUUGGUUUUGGAUGUGUUUAAGGACAUGAGGGAAUGUUCAGUUGAAGUACCAAAUUCGGUUACUUUUGUUUUGGUUCUUUCUGCAUGUGCUACUCUUCUGUAUCUUCGAUUUGGUAGGCAAGUUCAUGGAUUCAUCAUGAAAACUGCAAAAGAAUUCAAUGCAACACUGGCAACUGCGUUGGUAGACAUGUAUUCCAAGUGUGGCUGUUGGCAUUUAGCAUUUGAUGCAUUCAAAGAGCUUGAUGGAAUCAGGAACUUAAUAACAUGGAAUUCGAUGAUUUGUGGUAUGAUGUUGAAUGCUCAGAGUGAGAAUGCUGUUGAGCUAUUUGAACAGUUAGAAUGUGAAGGAUUGGUACCUGAUUCAGCAACAUGGAAUUCAAUGAUUAGUGGGUUUUCACAACUAGGGAAAGGAGUUGAAGCUAUUAAGUACUUCAAGAGAAUGCUAUCUGCUGGCAUAGUCCCAAGUUUAAAGUCUAUCACAAGCCUUUUACCAGCCUGUUCGGAUUUGUCUGCUCUGCAGUGUGGAAAAGAGAUUCAUGGGCAUACAAUUAGAACUGAUAUUAGUAGUGAUGAGUUCAUAGCCACUGCACUCAUUGACAUGUAUAUGAAAUGUGGAUAUCAUGAUUUGGCACGAAGAAUUUUCGAUCAGUUUGAUAGAAAGCCUGAUGAUCCUGCAUUCUGGAAUGCAAUGAUAUCUGGUUUUGGAAGAAAUGGAGAGAACGAAUCUGCAUUUGAAAUAUUUGACCGGAUGCGAGAAGAAAAGGUACAACCAAAUGCAGCAACUUUUAUUAGCGUGUUAUCUGUAUGUGGUCACACUGGUCAGGUCGACAAAGGAUGGCAAGUUUUUAGGAUGAUGAGUAAAGAUUAUGGCUUGAAACCAAAACCAGAGCACAUUGGUUGUAUGGUUGACCUUUUGGGUCGAUCUGGGCAGUUGGGUGAAGCUCGAGAACUAAUACAAGAAUUAUCACAUCCUUCUGCUUCUGUUUUUGCUUCUUUGCUUGGUGCUUGUAAGUAUCAUUUAGAUUCUGAAGUGGGGGAAGAAAUGGCUAUGAAGCUUGCAGAAUUAGAGCCGGAAAAUCCAACUCCUUUGGUGAUCCUGUCCAAUAUAUAUGCUGAAUUUGGAAGAUGGGGGGAUGUCAAAAGGAUUAGGGGGAUAAUGAACAACAAAGGAUUAAGAAAGCUCCCUGGCUCUAGCUUAAUAGGAGAAAUGUGAAAGUACAUAUUCAGUACUGAUUGAACAGACAGUAAAUUGUUCUCCGGCCAAAAACCGGAUUUUGUUACA
Messenger RNA from Quercus robur (English oak), 2313 nucleotides. RefSeq names its product pentatricopeptide repeat-containing protein At2g02750. The transcript has a single exon. Gene Ontology annotation, biological process: RNA modification. The record is from RefSeq and is a predicted model, not a curated record. Lineage: Eukaryota; Viridiplantae; Streptophyta; Magnoliopsida; Fagales; Fagaceae. Gene Ontology annotation, molecular function: protein binding; RNA binding. The coding region runs from base 385 to 2244 and encodes 619 amino acids.